AUGAAUCUCGCGGAUGGAGCAACUAGUGCUUCGCAAUUCACAAUUGACUUUGAGGAUAUGGAGAAGAAAAUCAAUGAGAAGACAAAGAUGCUAGUUAUCAACAAUCCACACAACCCAACUGGCAAAUUGUUUACUCGUCAGGAGCUGGAGAAGCUUGCGGAGAUCGCAAAGACGCACAAUUUGAUUGUCAUCGCCGAUGAGGUUUACGAGUUCCACGUGUGGGAUAAGAACGAUAUGGUUCGGUUUGCUAGCCUCCCUGGAAUGUACGAGCACACUAUCUCCAUUGGCAGCGCCGGCAAGGCCUUCUCCGUGACUGGAUGGAAACUCGGAUGGGCUGUCGGACCGAAACAACUUCUCGAGCCACUCAAAGCUAUCCAUCAAAACUGUGUCUUCACUUGCUCGUCACCCACUCAAAUGGCUAUCGCUGAAGCCUUCCGUCUCGAUUGGCCCAAGUUCUUGAAUGACCCAAAGAAUUCAUACCUGGCGACUGGAUUGUCGGGAGAGCUUCGUGGCAAGCGAGACAAACUGGCAAAGAUGUUGGAAGCGGGAAACUUCCGUCCGAUUAUUCCGGACGCCGGGUACUUUAUGCUGGCGGAUUACUCCCAUUUCAAAGAAGGUCUCAAACUUGCUUCCGAAGCUGAUCCCGAUGACUUUGUCUUCUCGCGUUGGCUCUGUCGUGAGAAGAAGCUCGCCGUCAUCCCACCAUCCGCUUUCUACUCCUCUCGUGCCGAGAAAGACAAAAACAGUCACAUGGUCCGUCUCUGCUACUUCAAAAAAAACGAAACACUCGACGCAGCAGAGGUCAUUCUGAACCAGCUCAGUCACCACAUUUACAUGAUCCAUAUUAGAAAUUGUGUGCAGACCAACUCGAACUCAAAAGUGACUGAUGAACAUAAUGACAGUGACAUGUCAUCUGGAGCAGACAGCUCGUAUGGUGUGUUAUCGCUUCCAUUUGACGACUUUGAUAUCAUGUUGACCGAUCUAAAUGAAGCUGAACUAGAUAAGAUUGGAACAGCAGAAGGUGUAAAACAUUUGAGUGACGCUAUAUUCUCCAAUCCUGCCUACCCCGUUCAGGGAAUUAUCCAUGGUGUGCAUUCGCGCAUGAUGAUUCCUCUGAUAUUUCAACAUUAUAACAACAUUGGCAACCCAUCAUAUAUACCGUUUUGCAUCCAGGAGCAGUCAACUCGCGUGGAAGUACUGAUUAGCAGAGUUGGCUCUCAUUACGAGCAUGUUAAUCUUCUCGGCAUGAAUGCUCUUCGGAAAUUGAAGCUAAACAUGGAUAUCAACUGGGAUCAAGACACUUUCGAAUUGACGAAAAAGUGA
Messenger RNA from Caenorhabditis remanei, 1323 nucleotides. RefSeq lists its product as uncharacterized. NCBI's taxonomy places the organism in Eukaryota, Metazoa, Nematoda, Chromadorea, Rhabditida, Rhabditidae. The coding region runs from base 1 to 1323 and encodes 440 amino acids. The transcript is spliced from 6 exons. The record is from RefSeq and is a predicted model, not a curated record. Gene Ontology annotation, biological process: biosynthetic process. Gene Ontology annotation, molecular function: pyridoxal phosphate binding; L-kynurenine:2-oxoglutarate transaminase activity. Gene Ontology annotation, cellular component: cytoplasm; mitochondrion.